Messenger RNA from Stylophora pistillata, 725 nucleotides. RefSeq names its product kunitz-like toxin PcKuz1. NCBI's taxonomy places the organism in Eukaryota, Metazoa, Cnidaria, Anthozoa, Scleractinia, Pocilloporidae. Gene Ontology annotation, molecular function: serine-type endopeptidase inhibitor activity. The record is from RefSeq and is a predicted model, not a curated record.
AUGGUUUUGAACGACAAACAUAAAGUGGCAACCUUGUUCAUUUUUCACGUCUUUAGAGAUUCAAAAAGUCUAGCGCGAUUUGCAGCGCUUGCUCGGAGGAAAUUCAUUUCUAUUUCUGACCAUCUGUCGUUCCUAGAAAUGCAAGAGCUGUCAUCAGUAUCGGUAAAAACUGUUUUGCUUAUAGCCGUCCUAAUGGUCACAGGUUUUUCAAGAAACUCCAGAAAUGCUGAGGCGGCAGGUGGAGGAAAAUGUUCAUUACCAUCUGAAACAGGACCGUGCCGGGGACUUUUUAUGAAGUGGUUUUAUAACUCUGGGUCAAAAUCCUGCGAGCAGUUCACAUAUGGAGGCUGUGACGGAAAUGAUAACAGAUUUGAUAGCGAGGCAGAGUGCAAAUCCGCUUGUGGUUCUAGCAGUGACGACCUUUAGUGUGUUUGGAACUAGUAAAUGAAUUCCGAAUUCUCAGCAAAUGAAAGCCAUUUAUGGUUUGAUGAUAACAAAUAUUACUAGAGUGAAAUAUUUCUGCUUGAUGAACUGAAUGUACUGUUCGAGUCUUCAGUAUUAUGAAAUGGAAUAUCAUUAAAGGGUUAUCUUCUAAAAUGCAGCGUGAGACGACACUGAGAUUGCAUGUUUUUGCUACCCCAGAGUGCUCCAACCGACCCAGUCCCAGAAUACGUUUAUUUUUACGCAAAAAUAAAUGUGUGUGUGGAAGUAAACAUUACUGAUUA